Penicillium brevicompactum is the source of this 2202-nucleotide messenger RNA. RefSeq names its product i-AAA protease YME1. The record is from RefSeq and is a predicted model, not a curated record. Gene Ontology annotation, molecular function: metalloendopeptidase activity; ATP hydrolysis activity; ATP binding. The coding region runs from base 1 to 2202 and encodes 733 amino acids. Gene Ontology annotation, cellular component: mitochondrial inner membrane. Gene Ontology annotation, biological process: mitochondrion organization; protein quality control for misfolded or incompletely synthesized proteins; regulation of apoptotic process. The transcript is spliced from 3 exons. NCBI's taxonomy places the organism in Eukaryota, Fungi, Ascomycota, Eurotiomycetes, Eurotiales, Aspergillaceae.
AUGGCCUUCCAAGCCCAGUUCACAAGGCCGAAUGUCGCUGCAGUGGCAUCAUCUUCAAUGACCAGCUUCUUGUCCACCCCUAAGCCGACCGGGCGAUUCCCAGCGGCCAAUGCCAGCGCACUUCGGACCAUAUUAUCACUCGCAUCGAUCGCUCACAGUCCCCCGACCGCUCGUUCCCAUUCGACUUUGACACCCUUUCGUCUGAGCUCUCUCGCCUCGCCUAACAAGUUGAACGGUCUCUCGGGCUUCCAACAGCAACGAUUCUUGUUCGGAGGUUCCUGGCACCAUGUGCUUGCGCAGAAAGAGAAGGUGGCCAACAACAGUCCGAGCAACAUCGAAGCUCAAAAUGCGUUCUAUUUAACUUUACUCCGUGCCAAGAUGCCCGCCAUUGUGAUCGAACGAUACCGGAGUGGUCACUUUGGUAGCGAUAUGACCACGGAGGCACUGGUUCAACAAGCCCAAUCAGCGAUCGGCGGCGACGGCGUGAGGGGACCGAACCACAAUCUGAACCAGGACCAGCUCCAAGCUGUUGGCCAAGCAGUCGCUGCUCGGGCGACUGGCAGUCAAAUCGGAAUGGGAGGAAAGCAAAGUGGUACUGGUGCCAAGGAUGCUCCGCUUUACGUCGUUGUGGACGAGUCUCUGGGAAGCACAGUCUUUCGCUGGGUCAAGUUCUUGCUCAUCUUUGGAUUCUUCACAUAUAUAUCUCUGGUCACGGUCACUAUUCUUGUGGAAACCACUGGCGUUCUGAAGAAUGUCCGUGGCGCGCAGGACAAGGAAGCUCAACCAGAGGAACAGACUGCUCGCUUCUCUGAUGUGCACGGCUGCGAUGAAGCUAAGGAUGAAUUGCAGGAGCUUGUGGAAUUCCUCAUCAACCCGGAACGUUUCUCCUCUCUCGGUGGUAAGCUGCCCAAGGGUGUUCUCUUGGUCGGUCCUCCUGGUACUGGUAAAACCUUGCUUGCCCGAGCCGUUGCUGGCGAGGCUGGUGUUCCUUUCUUCUACAUGUCUGGAUCUGAAUUCGACGAAGUCUAUGUCGGCGUUGGUGCUAAACGAGUUCGGGAUCUGUUCGCUCAGGCCCGUGGCAAGUCCCCCGCAAUUAUCUUCAUCGAUGAACUGGAUGCUAUAGGUGCCAAGCGAAACGAGCGGGAUGCUGCUUAUGUCAAGCAAACGCUCAAUCAGCUUCUUACCGAACUGGAUGGAUUCUCUCAGACCAGCGGUGUUAUCAUCAUCGGUGCUACCAAUUAUCCUCAACUGCUGGACAAGGCCCUGACCCGUCCCGGUCGCUUCGAUCGCCGUGUCGUUGUUGACCUGCCGGACGUUCGCGGCCGCAUGGACAUCCUGAGACAUCACAUGAAGGCGAUUCAGUUCGGUACCGAUGUCGACAUUGGUGUGAUCGCCCGUGGUACUCCCGGCUUCUCUGGUGCCGACUUGGAGAACUUGGUCAACCAAGCUGCAAUCCAUGCUAGUCGUGACCGCAAGGCCAAUGUUGGCUCUUUUGACUUUGAUUGGGCCAAGGACAAGAUCAUGAUGGGUGCCGAGGCACGCAACCGUGUCAUUCAGGAGAAGGACAAGCUUUUGACUGCUUACCACGAGGCCGGCCACGCCCUUGUGGCUCACUUCUCUCCGUCUUCUACUCCGCUCUACAAGAUCACAAUUGUGCCCCGUGGCAUGGCUCUUGGUAUCACUCACUUCUUGCCUGAAAUGGACACUGUCUCCCGCAACUAUACCGAAUACUUGGCAGACAUUGCUGUCUCCAUGGGUGGCAAAGCUGCAGAGGAGCUGGUAUUCGGCCAUGAUAAUGUCACCAGUGGCAUCUCUGCUGACAUUCAAAGCGCUACUGAAACAGCGUUUACACUGGUCACCCGCUUCGGAUACUCCCAGAAACUUGGUAACGUUGAUUUGGGAAGCAAUUACGAUAGCCUUUCCUCUGAAACCAAGCAAGAGAUUGAGCACGAAGUGCGUCGUCUCAUCGAGGAAGCCCGUAGCCGGGCAACCAACAUCCUGACUGAGAAGCGCCAUGAGCUUGAACUCCUCACCCAGGCUCUCAUUGAGUAUGAGACACUCACAAAGGAGGAGAUGGAGCAGGUUCUCAAGGGCGAGCGGUUGAAGAGACUCGAGUCCCUCCCCACUGCGCCUUUGAAGCUUCCUGAGGUUCUCCAGUCGGCCAAUCUCAAUUCAUCUAGAAACCAGGCCGCGGACGAGUAA